This is a messenger RNA of Mesorhabditis belari, 1128 nucleotides long. Lineage: Eukaryota; Metazoa; Nematoda; Chromadorea; Rhabditida; Rhabditidae. The record is from the annotation of a GenBank genome assembly.
AUGUCAAGCAAUGAGUCCGGCAGUGAUCGGGACGAAGAGGUAGACACAAUUCCUCCACCACCAGAAAACAUCGAAUUGCCGGUUCACCUACCCACAUCUGAAAUCUGGGAGCACAGCUUCGUGGCCGGUCUUCUCAAGCGCAUCUUUGCGGCUUCACUGGUGGGAGAAUCUGACUCACAAUAUAAUCGCGCAGCAGCAGCCGCGGAUAGUUUUCAGAAGUCGCUCAACGUGAAGAUAUCAUAUGAUGAAGCGGUCCAGAUGUGCAAUCUCGCUCAGAAAAGUCUCAUGCGGCAGAAGAUGAUUGUUCGACUCAAAGACAACCAGCUUCCUCUCACAGUCGUUGGGGAUAUUCACAGUAAUAUCAUCCACUUGAGAAGGAUAUUCGGUACUCUUGGAUGGCCAGGAGAAGGAAAUAAUUACUUAUUCCUUGGCGAUUACGUAGAUCGUGGCAGUCAGGGUGUAGAAACGAUGUGCUUGUUGCUGGCCCUUCAAUAUCGCUAUCCGACUCGAGUGCACAUCUUACGAGGUAAUCAUGAAGAGGCUAACACUACGCUCGGCUAUGGAUUUUAUGAUGAGUGCCGCAGCAAAUUUCCCCAAGACAAUCAAGGCCAUUUGAUUUGGCGACAUUUUAUUGAUGUAUUUGGUUGUCUCCCCGCGAUGGCCAUUAUCUCGGAAAAGAUAGUUUGCAUGCAUGGGGGUCUCAGCCCCUAUAUGGACCGCAUUGAAGAUCUUGACCAGAUUGAACGCCCUUGUUCUGUGCCAGCAUAUGGAAUCCUUUGUGAUACAGUCUGGUCCGAUCCAGAUCCCGAUGUCACCGGAUGGCGGCUUUCAAAAAGAUGGGUGUCAUUUGCUUUUGGAGGGGAUGUUAUCGAAGAUUUUUGCAAAAGAAAUAAUUUUGACAUGAUUAUUCGGGCACAUCAAAUCACCAGGCCUAUGUUUCGCUGGGGUUAUCGAUGGUUUACAAAUGGACGGUUGGUGACGAUUUUCUCAUCGACAAACUACCAGAAUAACAACAACAAUGCUGCUGUGGCAAGCAUCAGUACAAAGCUUCGAAUUCAUUAUGUAACAUUCCGUUGCCGCAUGUGGGAUGAGUGGCAAGUAGAUAAUGUUCUAGCGUCCGACACGUGC